This is a messenger RNA of Closterium sp. NIES-67, 1530 nucleotides long. NCBI's taxonomy places the organism in Eukaryota, Viridiplantae, Streptophyta, Zygnematophyceae, Desmidiales, Closteriaceae. The record is from the annotation of a GenBank genome assembly.
AUCCUUCAAGUUGUUGUUGAAACAAUCAACAAAACUAGCACUACCCGAUGGCUGCCUCGAAUUUCACACUGCAAGGCCGUCAGAACGGGUUGCUCGUGGCCAUCUUGUUUCUGACAAGAUUGGCCUUCUCAAUGUCAUACCUACAUGCCGUUGUGGGAAUCACUGUGUCCCCAAAUAUGGCAAGGGGACGUGCAACGUUGACACAGCGAGACACCAGGAGAAGAGCCCUGAGCGUGAGCCAGUUUCGUGGCUGGGAAACGGAAGAGCAGGUUCUUCGCAGCUAUGCGAUGGCUAGGGAGCCUAAGCUCGUAUGGGGCGACUAUCCCACGCCAUCAAUCGUGGUAUCUUCGGAUCCUGAGCUCGGGAACUUCACGUCAGUGCAAGAUGCUGUGGACACGGCAUUGACACUUGGCCUGGACAGAGUCGUCAUCCUGAUUCUUCCAGGCUACUACAAGGAAAAGAUCGUCAUACCGCGGAAUAAGAGGACAAGCCUUAUGUUGCAAGGAACAGAUGCGGAGAACACUAUAAUUUCUUACAACGAUUGGGCUGGAAAGCUCAAUGAUGAUGGCAUUCCCUUGGGGACCUACAGCACCUGCUCUGUCUGUGUCUACGCAGACUUCUUCGUUGCAAACAACAUCACGUUUCAGAAUUCCGCAAAACUCCCACCGCCUUUCGAUAACGAAACUUACCCUGCGGGGAUGGCUGUUGCUCUGCGAAUAUCAGGAAACUAUGCGGCGUUCUAUAACUGCCGCUUUGUGGGCUGGCAAGACACGCUCUAUGACCAUAAGGGAACUCACUACUUUCAAAAUUGCUACUUUGAAGGAAACGUUGACUUCAUUUUUGGCAACGGAAGGUCCAUAUAUGAGGUUUGUUUCUCAAGCCGCAUUCGCAGAGCAAUGCAGCUGUACAACUAACAACGAUUUGAUGCAGGGCUGUGCGUUUUACGGGAAGCCCUCAGGUUAUGGAGGUGCAGUUGCGGCGCAACAACGCUGCAAUUCCUCAGACGAAACUGGUUUCAUGCUAAUGCGAUGCAACAUCACUGCAAAUGACAAGCUCUUUCUAGGUCGAGCGUGGGGGAAUUAUAGUCGGGUGGUCAUUUCACAUUCCUUUGUGGACGAUGUCAUUUCCAGCGGAGGCUGGUAUGAUUGGGGUGAUCCUGAACGCCAGCAAACAGCUUUCUUUGCCGAGUUUGCCAGCUGGGGUCCUGGGGUAAAUACCACGGCCUGGGUACCAUGGAGCCACCAGCUUGAUGAUGUUGAAGCUGCACCGUUCAUCAAUUACAACUUCAUCAACGCAAGUGCGUGGCUAGGCUCACCUCCAGACGGCAAUCCUCUGAAGGUGUUGCUCCCAUUCCAGUCACCAUAUUAUCUACCAAAGUUUGAGGUUCCAAAUGCACCUCAAUAUCCAUACAUGUAGACUCUAGACGUCAAUAUAUGCCUGCGCGGCAAUGUUUUGGCUCGAAUAGCGAAGGAGAGGCGUUUGUCCCUAAUUUGACAUAGAAAUGGAAUUGUGAGCAUAUGUAUGCCAUCA